Molecule: messenger RNA, 1420 nt
Organism: Magnolia sinica
Lineage: Eukaryota; Viridiplantae; Streptophyta; Magnoliopsida; Magnoliales; Magnoliaceae
Product: secretory carrier-associated membrane protein 3-like
Exons: 13
Coding region: 208-1140 (310 amino acids)
Biological process (GO): protein transport
Cellular component (GO): recycling endosome membrane; trans-Golgi network membrane
Source: RefSeq, a predicted model, not a curated record
AUAACCCUCCAACCGAAAGAAAAAGAACCGUCUCGCCUUCGCAUCUCUCUCUCCGAGAGAGAUAAAAGAGAGAAACUAGAAAUUCUCGAAAUCUUCUUUUUUUAUAAUUUUCCAAUCUCCUUCGUGAUUUCCAGAUCUUCGUUUCGUUGGUCUCCGGGAGAGGAAGAGAGAGGGAGAGAGAUUGAUCUGUAGAGGUGACGGGUUAUCAUGGCCGGACGCUACGACAGCAAUCCCUUUGAGGAAGAAGACGUCAAUCCGUUCGCUGACACUGCAGGGAGAAAAGGAUCAGGUCAAUCAAACUAUGGUGGAGGUGCAUUUUAUACCACAAAUCCCGGCAGUGUCCCUCCUGCAGCAAAUUCAAGGCUUUCUCCUCUUCCUCCUGAACCUGCGGAUUUCAACUAUGAUCGUGGUAGUGCAAAUAUUGAUAUUCCUCUUGACACAACAAAGGAUCUGAAAAAGAAGGAGAAGGAACUAAAAACCAAGGAGGCAGAAUUGAAUAAGAGGGAACAGGAUCUAAAACGGAGGGAGGAGGCUGCAGCACGAGCUGGAAUUGUUAUAGAGGAGAAAAAUUGGCCACCAUUUUUUCCCAUUAUUCAUCAUGAUAUUGCAAAUGAAAUACCAAUCCAUCUGCAAAGGAUACAAUAUUUUGCAUUUGCAACAUUUUUAGGAUUGAUCAUCUGUCUUCUCUGGAACAUCAUUGCAGUUACCUUAGCAUGGAUUAGAGGGGAAGGUGUGACGAUCUGGUUCCUUGCUAUUAUCUAUUUUAUAUCAGGGGUUCCAGGAGGUUAUGUGUUGUGGUACCGCCCUCUUUAUCGUGCCAUGAGGACUGACAGUGCUUUGAAGUUUGGAUGGUUUUUCCUUUUCUACCUGCUUCACAUUGGUUUCUGCAUCUUUGCUUCUGUGGCCCCUCCUAUUAUUUUCAAAGGGAAAUCUCUGACAGGUAUCUUGCCAGCAAUAGAUGUUCUCGGCGACCACGCCUUGGUUGGGAUCUUUUACUUCAUUGGGUUCGCAUUCUUCUGCCUUGAAUCACUACUUAGUGUCUGGGUUAUUCAGCAAGUGUAUAUGUACUUCCGAGGGAGCGGAAAAGCUGCUGAAAUAAAGCGAGACGCUGCAAGAGGUGCCUUGAGGGCGACACUAUGAUACCAAAUCCAUGGUAUGGAUUGGAACAGCAAAACUGCCCUUUGUGGGAGCAGACAAGGGAUUUUCUCGUACUCAUUACUGAGUUGUCACACAUGUUUCAUAUGUUUGUGGGUUUUGUGAUUUUACUGCUUAGGGUUUUGAGGUACUUUUAGAGGGAAGGGGAAGGAACUUGCAAGCAUAGCUCUGUAAUCUUGUAUUGGAGAGGUGACAACCUUUUUCAUUUUUUUUUCAUUUUUUUUUUUAAUUUAUAAUUUUGCGUUUCAAUUGCUUUGAUAGCUUC